Penicillium canariense is the source of this 2571-nucleotide messenger RNA. RefSeq names its product putative serine/threonine protein kinase. Lineage: Eukaryota; Fungi; Ascomycota; Eurotiomycetes; Eurotiales; Aspergillaceae. The record is from RefSeq and is a predicted model, not a curated record. The transcript has 4 exons. Gene Ontology annotation, biological process: protein phosphorylation. Gene Ontology annotation, molecular function: protein kinase activity; ATP binding. Bases 1 to 2571 code for a protein of 856 amino acids.
AUGGAGUCUCGAGAAUCUCGGUUUCUGGACCCAUCGUCUGCCAUGGCAGCGAUCACCAGGCACAAGGCGGAAGCAAUCAAAUUGGCACGAGAGCAGGGAACAGCUGUGAAGGAGAUGUGUCGUCGUGCAAAGACGGAUGUGCCACCAUAUGAGUUUGAAGAACUGAUUGGCAAGGGUGCCUAUGGACGAGUUUACAAAGGCCGUGGGAUACCUUCCGGUCGGCUCGUAGCCAUCAAAGUUCUCGACAUCGACUCGCUCGACUACAAGUCAUUACGUGAUUUCAGGGAUGAGUCUAUCAAGGACUUCAUUCAUGAAACCAAGGUGAUGAAACAAGUAAAGGACGCAGGAGCGAAGAACAUCAACGAGAUCAUUGAAGCCAUUUCCAUCCACUCCCAACUGUGGUUGGUUUGCGAAUAUUGUCCUGGAGGAAGCGUGCGGACACUGAUGCGGGCAACAAGUGACAAACUUGAUGAGAAAUUCAUCAUUCCCAUCGCACGCGAGCUGGCCGUCGGGUUACACGCGAUUCACGAAGCUGGCAUCAUACAUCGCGACGUCAAAGCUGCAAACAUUCUCAUACAUGAAGAAGGACGAUUAGAGAUUUGCGACUUCGGUGUAGCAGGUGUUCUUCAAUCACAGCGGGACAAGCGAUCCACCUGGAUCGGAACACCUCACUGGAUGCCACCAGAAAUGUUUGCAACCCGUGGGGAGGCCCAUAAAUACGGUAGUGAAAUUGAUGUGUGGGCGUAUGGCUGCACACUGUUUGAAUUCGCAACGGGAAACCCACCCAACUCUGGCCUUCGUGAACGUAUGCAAAUCGGACGACAGCUCAACCGAAAUACUCCUAAACUUGAUAGCAACAAUUACAGCGAGGGGCUAAAGGAGCUGAUUGCAUUCGCGUUGGACUCCAAUCCUGCCAGUCGCCCCACGAUGGCUGACAUAUUGGCCCAUCCCUACAUUGCCGGAACUGACGAGGAAUAUCCCACAUCAUCUGUAGGCGAGCUUGUGAGGAAUUACUACCAGUGGUCACAACGAGGAGGCCAGCGUAUGUCUCUGUUUCACCCCGGGGGCGCUGCCGCCGCCGAACUUCCAGGUACCGACGAGUCGGACGAUGAUUGGAACUUCAGCACCACAGAUGGCUUUGAGCGACGGUUUUCGGUCAUUGAUCUAGAUCAAAUCGCAGCUUCGCUGGCUGAGAUGGAAGAAGCCAUCAGCCCGACUACCCCGACUUCGGAACAUGAUUCCAACGAAGAUGCUUCUGACACCGACCUGGACCAGGAGCAAAAAGCCAAUUUCGACGAGCGGGUGCGACGAGGUGCGGCAGCAAUGGAAGGCCUCUUUGAUGAGGAGAAGCCGAGCUACAAAUAUGAGACGAAGAACGACUUUGUCCCUAUCCAGCCUCCUCAGCCAUCAUCAGACCUACCUCUGCGCACCGAGACCGAUCGCUCCUCUGUGACAUCGACGUUCAUAGACAUCGACAUCGGUUCGUUUGAUUCAUCGCACUAUGCAGCUGGCGCACCAUCCGCACAGCCAUUCCAAUUGGCCGAUGCGGAUACCAUCCGUGCGAACCGAUCGAGUUUACGACUUCAUCGCAACUCGAAUGAAACUAGUUCACAGUCAUCUGGCAGCGAGGCGGAAGGUGGCGACAGUCAAGACGAGAGCUUCCAAGCCCCAUCCGGCCCUCGGCCUCCUACUAUGGAUUGGAAGUUCCCGGUAUUUUUGCCGGCAGAGGAGGAGGCAAAGGAGGAGGAAAAAGCAGCGCCUGAGGAGACACCAGCGCGAGAGCCAAUCCAGGAAGAAUCCUUCCAAGCCGAAAAGCGCGCCACGAUGCAGUGGACAUUCCCUGUCAUGUCAGCACAGCCGGAGGAGACAAAUACCAACAAUGAGUCCGACCGUCAUGAUACCAUCCGAGCGCCAGUCGCCCCUCUCCAGCGGCAGCCUACCGACGAGCCAGUCGACUCCCGCCCAUCUACCUCUGCCUCCCAUACCUCCACUAUGUCAGAUUCCGACUAUGACCCGUUCCGUUUUGAUCGCCCAACCACCCCGCAGGGCGUCUCGCCCCAACCAGCCUCCUUUGACUCGGACUUUCCGACGCUGACUGGAUCAACUACGGAUGAAGAUUCAGAGUCAGCGGGGGUGCUCGAUGGGCCUGGUCCUGAUGAAGAAGAGGGCCACUCAUUAUGGAAGGGGCACGAUGAUGUGGAGUCUGAAGACGAUGUACUUCCGCUUCCUACCGCCAUUCCAGUACAUGGAAGCCCCGGAGGUACGGCUCCCUCUGUCUCGGAGCCAGGCUCCCCUAUCUACGAGGAGCCUUUGCAGACUGCCCGUCUAGAUAUUGUAUCAGGGACCACUCUCGGGAAGUCUGAGCCGGGUGCCAUUUCGUUUCCAUUUGUCAUUCCGCCCAACAUGGAGAGCUUGAUGGAGGGAGCUGACGAUGCUACUAUGACUGCAGAGCUGGAUCGUCUGCUAGGUGACUUCCUAGGUGCCCUUUCUGCGACUGGAGAGGCACUUUCGAGAGCCAGUCCUGAACAGCAGGCGGACGAGGCUAACCACACUGCUGAGAGGGCCCAAUAA